AGUUUGCAGUUCUCGAGAACUUCUUCAAACAGUGCUUUCUGAGAAACUGCAGAGUAAUAACAUCAAACUUUUCUUCCAGGGAGUGUUUGUCACACAUUUGCAUGUUGGAUGCAUCCGGUUCAGUGGUGUUACGGCAGUUUUCUGCACGAUGAGGCUGCUGAGAGACACCUGGUGUCUAUGUAACUUUGGACUGCAGGACGCUGCCUCCCAUUGCAAGAUGACAACUGAAAAACUCUUCAGCCUGCCACUAAACAUCUACCUCAUCAUCCUGGGCACUGGCCUCUUCAUCCUCAUGCUUAGCCUCAUCUUCUGCUGCUACUUUUUCAGACUGAGAAGACAAGGUGCGAGAGAGCACUAUGGCUACAAUGAGGUGGUUUUGAAAGGGGCAGGAAAGAAACUGAGUCUUCUUGGUCAAACAUGUGCAGUAUGUUUGGAAGAGUUUCGCUGCAGGGAAGAGCUUGGAGUGUGCCCAUGUUCACAUGCUUUUCACAAAAAAUGUCUGCUAAAAUGGUUAGAAAUCCGGAGUGUGUGUCCAAUGUGCAACAAGUCAGUUUGUCGAGUCCAAACUGAACCCCAACAAACAGCAGAGCAGCCACAGAGUCUCUCGGAGGUCUGAUAAAGGAGCAAUGAUGGGCAAUCUUCAUUCA
Cyprinodon tularosa is the source of this 647-nucleotide messenger RNA. Its product is annotated as RING finger protein 122-like. The transcript has 7 exons. Gene Ontology annotation, cellular component: endomembrane system. Bases 149 to 616 code for a protein of 155 amino acids. Gene Ontology annotation, molecular function: ubiquitin protein ligase activity. The record is from RefSeq and is a predicted model, not a curated record. Lineage: Eukaryota; Metazoa; Chordata; Actinopteri; Cyprinodontiformes; Cyprinodontidae.